This is a messenger RNA of Funneliformis mosseae, 185 nucleotides long. The record is from the annotation of a GenBank genome assembly. Lineage: Eukaryota; Fungi; Glomeromycota; Glomeromycetes; Glomerales; Glomeraceae.
AAGUUUAUAAAGAUACGGAAAUUCUUAUUUAUUAUGAAGGAGAUUCACCUAAAGCAGUAUGGGAAUCUAUCAGAAUUCUAAAAAAAUAUGGUGAUACACUUUUUGGUUUAGAUCAUCCACAAAUGCUAAAUGCUAUUCAAAAAGCUAAUCAUAUCAUAUGUAAUCAUAAUGAUUGGAAUAAUGCG